CUUUAAAAGAAAUUUCUAAUGGUGUAUUAAUUAUGACUGUAUGUUUGACCGUAAGAAAAUUAUGAUUUUUUUGUGCUGUUUCGACCUAACAUUGGUUGACAUGGAAAAAGUGAUGAGAGAGCUUGACGCUGGCUCAGCCGGCGAGACACACCCCCAAGGUCAAAAGUUAAAAAGUUGGAAUUGAGUUUCGUAGACGAUAGAUCUACUUGUUAAAUAAGAAAUUUAAUAGUAGAUCUAGUAUUCGUAGUAAAUUUCUAGCUCACAAAUCUGAUUUCAUUUAUAUUUAUGAACUUCAGUUGUUUAAAAUGUCUCAGUAGUAUCAUUAAUUGAAUUCUUUGGCCUGGAAAUCCAAUGUAUUGUUGGUACUGCACCUGGUAUUAACUUCAAUUUUUUUUUAAAAUCCCAUUUCCACAGCAGUGAAGUUGCUGAAACAGCUUCUCUCAAAAUGGUUUGAGCAUAAACAGGAAUUAGCUAAUGCCUUUGUAAAAUAUUUGCUCUUCAGGCGAAUAAAUUUUCCCCAUUUUCCCUUUAAAACUUCAUCUCUUGGAAACAAAUGAAAAGAGACACUAAUUUCUGUAUCAGCAUACUUGCUGAUUUUAUCUUUGUGAUUGGAACUACUGCAACAAGCUGAAGAACAAUAUUUAAUUUUCUUCAAGUAGAAAUAGAGGUUUAUAAACAAUGACCGAUUAUAAAUCAACGUGGAGACUAGAUCUAGCUGUGAAGCGUAACAAUAAAUGCGAUCCGAUAGGUCUAGAUCUAGACUAGAGAGUUUAUCGGUUAUAUAGGUCUAGAUCUAUAUUUAGCCAGCACCUUCGUGACGUCACGUUUUUAAAAACUAAAAACAUCUCGCAGAAUCCCGUUUUUUUGGGGGCGUGGAGAAUUUUCUGUCUAAUUUAUUAAAUAUAAAAUUUUCCGAGCAUUUAAAUAAAAAAUGAUAUAAUGUUUACUAUUACAACUUUUUACGCAGAAUUUAAAUAUGUCAAUAACUAAAAUUUGAAAAACUAUCGGAGUUUCCCUUUAACCAAUGACUUAAAUUCACUGGUUUUCCUGGCUGGCUCAGGCAACCCACUCUAAUAGCACUAGGGAAGAAGGAGCAUUUGUACAAAUUUAUAUCCUAUCAUAUGGAACGAGGGAUGUGCUUUUAUCGUUGUGUCUUUCUGAGUAUUUUAUUAUAUUCUGUUUUUGUAUUCGAAGCUUAUGGUUCAGACUAGAUCAAGUUUUAGAUUGAAAUAAACUUCUUUUUUUUCUAGUCACUCUAGAUUUUCUAGAACUAUUAAUAACUUUUAAUAAGCAGAUCUAGUUCUACAUUAGAUUAUGCUUUAAAAAUAUUGAUGCUUAGCAACGUCUGCAGCUACGUUCGUAAACAAAACAAAUUAACAAUUUAAUUUUCUUUUUGCAUUAGAUCUAGUUUACGACAAUCAUGUUGAUUAUUUAGGUCUUAUCUUCUUUUUAUCGUCUUUGUAAUUAAAAAAAAAUAAUUAAAAAAUAUUUGAGCAUGAAAAUAUCUAUGUUUUAAACUUUCUCUUGUAUACAAAUUUCUAAGGCUCAUAUUUUUAAAUAGCUUUUCCCGUAGAACUUUUGUGUAAACAAAUACCGUAAAGGCCGGGCCAGCCGUUAGUCUGCUUACAUUUUCAAUACUAGCCUAGUAACUAGAUCUAGAUUCUAGAUCUAACUAUUUUAAGCGUUUUUUAGAUUUUAUAGUUUUAAACUAAAUUUAAUCAAGAAAUGCAUUUCAUAGCAAUUAUACUGAUUGUUAUGUAUUCACUUUGUACAAAUGCUCAACGCAAGAAAGACUUGACUGAAGAUGAGUUAAGUAAAUUAAAAGAGCAAACUGGAAUCGAUCCAAACGAAGUCUCAGACGAUGCUAUCAUUUUAAGUCCACCUAAGCUGACAGAGGAAGAUGAAGGUUCUAAGUUUAUGCCUGAAGCCUAUCGAUGUGAUGCCUGUCGUUCUAUGGCUCAUCACUUUGUUCAGAAAUUUUCUAAAGCAGAAAGUAAGAAGAAAGGAUCCAAGCUGACAUAUGUAGAGAUACUAGAAAAUGUUGAGGAACUUUGUCAAGAUGAGUUUAAGGAAUGUGGUGUUAAGAAUGUUCUAGGCAAAAAUAGAUUCUCAGGGCCAGGACUUCCUGCUGCAAAAAUGUCAGGCAUGGUUGAUGCUGGUGGUUUGUGGACGAAACGGAUGCAAAAGCUUUGUGAGGAACUUGUCGGGGAGUUUGAAGAGGAUGGCAUCUAUGCUCUAUGGGAUGAUCCUGAUGUAUCGUUUGAAGCAGAUUUAUGCAGCAGCUAUUGUAGAACUAGGAGACACACUGAACUCUGAUUUAACCUCAACUUUUUUUAAAGUUUUUUUUUGUUACCAGUAAAAACUUUUAUUUAAUUUUGUAUUUGAAUGUUUAUAUUGUACUUACAUUGUUUUAAAUUUGAAUUUUAACUUCAAUGUUAUGAAAAUAUUUAUCCUGCAAGAUAUUAGUAACAAAACAUGUUGGUUCAUAUUUGUUUUGCCUCUAAAGUAUAUAAAGUAUUUCACUUCACUGAUUAACAUGUUUCAUUAAAUUUAAUUCCAUUUUUAGCUUUAAAUUUUACUCAUGCUUUAUUAAAUAUUUUUCUUUUUGGUUUUUAAUUGUGCCAAAUGAAGUGUUCAUUUUAUUCACAUUCCAAGACCUUUUCUUUUUAGAAAUGUGUGAUAUUUAUGGAUAUUACAUCCUCUAGUCCUUUAACAAUCAAUGACAUUUAUUGAUAUUCUACUAUCUAGUCUCUGAUCAAUAGUUUAUUAACAUUGCAAUAUCUAGUCUUGUCUACUUUCUCAAUGUUCUGCACAAAGCAUUUUAUGAAAACAUUUUCAAUUUUUUGGUUCACUAACUUGUCUAGAAACAUUGAAAGAAGCUUUAGUUUUCUAUAUAUAUUGUGAUAAAAUUAGAAUAUUUUGUCAUAUCACAUUACCAGUCAAACCAUUCUUGUUGUGCCCAUUUAUAACUCAUGUACUGAGGAAUCAUUUCAAUGUUAACUGUUGAAUAUGUUUUGAAUCUCCGGGGUGUGUGGCAGAAUACGUUUGUUCCUCUUAGCUUGUGGUGUUACUUUUAUAAUUAGAUUAGAUGUUGGCUUUAGGUUUAAUUUUGUGAUAUUUCUUACCUUGUGUUUUGAAGAUAAAUGUGUUGUGCAUAUCAAUAUGUACAUUAAUGCUACUUACAUGUCUCAAUCUCUAUGCACUGUUCAUUGUCUAAAGAUCAAAGUCUUUUUUUUUACUUCUGAUAUUUUAUCAGAUUUCUAAGUGCAAUUGUCAAAAUAUUAUUAAUGUAUUAAUAUUCCCAUGAUAAUUAUGUGAAGUUUAUUUUUAUCACCAAUGCCAAAAAUGUAUUUUAAACAUAUCUUUUUAUUUACAUUCUGUUUUCUUUUUCUUCUGAAUACAAUUUGUUUUAAUAUAACACAAGUGGUGACUGUGUUGUUAUUGUCUCCUUAUUUAGAUCCUGGAGGACAAUUGUUUUUAUUUCUUUGCAUCAUUUAGUCAAAAUAUGCAGAACACAACAUAGUUUGUGUGGCCUCAGGAAAGAUUACACUCAUCCUUAAUCUUCAGAAUUGAAGAUGAUGUCUUUAUUAUCAUUUAGAUAGAUGCUGAUACGAUAUAGAUUUGUGUUUCACAUUUUUAUUUUGUAUGAAUCAAAGUUUAUUCAAAACACACAUUCAUUAUUUUAAGAAAACAAAAUAAAACUGUCAACUUUAACAAGAUGUUCAUGUUGAAGCCUACAGUUGAUAUAAAAGAUAUUGAUAUACUACUUGAACAAUCUUCAACUUACAAGGUGACACACAACAUACUAAUAUAAAGAGUUAAAUGCAGUCAACAUUUAGUCAAUCACACUGUCUGUGAGUAGUUUAUUGGAAUCUGCGAGUGUACAUUGAGGUCAGUCUUGCAACCUGGUCAGAGAUGCCUUCUGUUUUCUCAGCCUGAAGACACUCCUGUGGGGGGAUAAACAACUGAGGAUCAACGAUGCCCUGGACCAAGUCAAAGUACUGAGUGGUCAAGGUUUCAUUGUUGCGUCCGUUGAGGAAAAAUGAA
Biomphalaria glabrata is the source of this 4047-nucleotide messenger RNA. Its product is annotated as marginal zone B- and B1-cell-specific protein-like. Bases 1726 to 2316 code for a protein of 196 amino acids. The transcript has 4 exons. The record is from RefSeq and is a predicted model, not a curated record. Gene Ontology annotation, cellular component: endoplasmic reticulum chaperone complex; extracellular region. Lineage: Eukaryota; Metazoa; Mollusca; Gastropoda; Planorbidae. Gene Ontology annotation, biological process: regulation of B cell proliferation.